AUGAUUGAGGAUCAUCCAAGGGAGUGGCAUCACUUGCUUUCUGAAGCUUUUUGGGCCUACAGAAAUUCAAAAAGGUCAAGUACAGGCGUCACACCAUAUGUGCUUACAUAUGGACAUGAUGAUAUCCUUCCAAUGGAGAUGACAAUCAGGUCUGCAAGGGUGGCUUUCCAAAAUAGGCUAACUCCAGCAGAUUACAACCAUGCCAUGUUAGCAGAAUUAGAAGACCUUGAUGAAGUUCGUCUCAAUGCCCUAGAUCAUAUUAUUGCUCAAAAGAAGAAAGUCAUGCAGGUAUACAACAAGAAAGUCAAUGCGAAGGCAUUUGUAGAAGGAGACUUGGUAUGGCAGGUCAAAUUUCUACCUGGAGUUAAAAGUUUGGAGUAUGGAAAAUGGACUCCUAAUUGGGAAGGUCCUUAUUUGGUAGAACGAAUCCUUGGAAAAGGGGCUUAUAGAUUAAUGGAUAUAAAUGGAGGGUCUCAUAGGCAUUCUAUGAAUGGUGUGUACUUGAAAGAGUACCACCCUUUCAUCUAUGAAAAUUGGAAAUCCACAAUCAUUCAACCGGCCAUGUAG
Molecule: messenger RNA, 567 nt
Organism: Cornus florida
Lineage: Eukaryota; Viridiplantae; Streptophyta; Magnoliopsida; Cornales; Cornaceae
Exons: 1
Coding region: 1-567 (188 amino acids)
Molecular function (GO): nucleic acid binding
Source: RefSeq, a predicted model, not a curated record